AAAAAAAAAAAAAAAAGCUCUCAACUUUCGGCACUUGCUUUUGUCUUUCUCUUGUCCUCAAACCCCCUCCCCCACUGCAGCUCGUUCUCUCUUUGUUGAUCUCUUGCUGUUCUUGAGAUUUGGGAGCUUUUACGCUGUAGUCCUCGAAUCAAAAUUUGUACAUAUUUCGGGGAGUUCGUCACGGUAGCCCAGAUGGGUUCUUGCCGAUUACCGUCGGUGCUGCAAUCUGCAGUUUGCGAAUGGUUGCUGAUGUCCCUGUUGUUUCUCCACGCCUCGUUCUCGUUCCUGGUCACGAGGUUCGCUCGCCUCUGUAAGCUGCAAGCUCCUUGCUUGCUGUGCUCAAGGCUGGAUCAUGUGUUUGGCAACGAGAAGCCGAGGUUCUACGUGGACUUGAUUUGUGCUUUCCAUAAAUCGGAGAUCUCGUCUUUCGCUUAUUGUCACGUUCAUCGAAAGCUUGCGAACGUCAAUGAAAUGUGCGAGGGGUGCCUGGUUUCAUUUGCCACUGAGAAGAAGUCGAAUAGCGAAACGUAUAGGUUGCUGGUGGGUAAGGUAGGUAUUGAGGAGGUUGAUGAGAAUGUUGAUGGAGAAGAUGUUGAAGUCUCUUUACUGACAGAGGAUCAUACGUCGGGUUCUUCAGUCACGAAUCGCUGCUCUUGUUGCUCUGUGCCGUUUAGACACAAGUCUGUUAGAGUCAAUGGGAGGUUGAGCAGAAAGAGGGAAAACUCUCUGGUAUCGCCUUCAACUCGUCAUUUAGAAAAUCACAGAGUUGAUGGCUUGUCUCAUGUUGGUUAUAGCGAAGUUAAAGCUAAUUCUGAUUCUGAGUCGGAAAAUCCAUUAUCAGAAGAUGCUGAAGACCUUAAGGAAGGUAUCGAAGAUCGAUGCUUGAACCCACAGCCUGCUGCCGAUAUUUCGAAUAAUUUGUCAAUGUCUCUCUCAGAUGAUACAAUCACGGAGAAGUUGAUUCAGCCAACUUAUAGUGAGCCUGAGUCUUCAUCGUAUAUCCCCGAAGAUCAACUACUUAAUGUUGGCGAGUCUCGUGAUGCAUCUUUGGCAUCGACUGUUGCUAAUGGACACAAUUUGGAGGAAAUCAAACCCGUAACCCAGAAAGAUCCUUCAUACUUUUCAGAUGUAAAAUCUGAUACAGUCAUGGAGAAGUUGAUUCAGGUAACUUGUAGUGAGCCUGAGUCAUCGUUAUAUAUCCCUGAAGAUCAACUACUUAAUGUUGGUGAGGCUCGUGAUGCAUCUUCGGCAUCGGCUGUCGGUAGUGGACACGAUUUGGAGGAAAUCAAACCCAUAUCCCAGAGAGAUCCUUCAGAAUUUUUAGAUGCAAAAUUAAACGUCGGUGAGAGCCCUAAGCCUUUGAGCCUUACUGAUACUAGUCCUGCUCAAAUUGAUCUAAAUGAUGCUUACAAGCUUGCUAUUGGUAGUAAGGGAAGGUUGACAUCUCCUACAGUCAACGAAGUAAUCACAGGCAGGGAUUCUUCUAAAAUUCACGAAGAUCUAAGAUUGCUAAUAUCACAAUUAUCUGCUGCUAGAGGUCUAGAAAGCCCCUGGCAUGAGUUGAGUCCUAGUCCUAGAGUUCACGGGCAAGGAGAUGAUUUGAAGUUUGUCGAUGCUUCAAGCUCUGCUAUAUUGCAGAACAUUACAAAAACUCUUUCUAUUGAGAGAAAUGAGUCUGGUUUUGAAUCAUUUGAUGGGAGUAUAGUUAGUGAAAUCGAAGGAGAAAGUCCAGUGGAUCGGUUGAAGAGACAAGUUGAGUUAGAUAGGAAAUCAAUGUACCUUCUGUAUAAAGAAUUGGAAGAGGAAAGAAAUGCUUCAGCAAUUGCAGCAAAUCAAUCAAUGGCAAUGAUUACGAGGUUGCAGGAGGAAAAGGCUUCAAUGCAAAUGGAGGCUUUGCAGUACCAGAGAAUGAUGGAAGAGCAAUCAGAAUAUGACCAGGAGGCGAUCCAGAAAUUGAAUGAGCUACUUGUUAGAAGAGAAAACGAGAUGAGAGAAAUUGAAGCUGAAGUUGAAAGCUACAGAAAGUGGUUUGGUGAUAAAUUAGUGGCUGACACAGAUAUUUCGAGCAAUCCUUUGUUUGAUUUUGAAGAUGAGAAGGCCUAUAUUUCAGAUUGCUUGAAGAAAUUGGAGAGAAAACUUUAUAUGCUUUCCACUAAUAGAAUGCAUGUUGAUAUUUCUAUAACAAACCAUACGGAAACUUCAAUUGAUUCAGAUUCUAAUAAUGGAAAUCAUCAUUUGAUGGAUGGUAACCCAAGUGACUUAGUAGCUAUAUUGAAUGAAGUUUUGCGACUAAAUGAGAGAUUGAAGGUGCUAGAAGCAGAUCGUAAUUUUCUUGAGCACACUGUGAACUCGCUUCGAAAUGGGAAUGAUGGGGUACGAUUCAUUCAGGAGAUUGUUCUUCAGCUACAAGAGUUACGGAGAAUCGGGAUCACCCUAGGAGAAUGCAGUUCAUCAUGAGCUGAUCCACCCUUAAAUAUCAAGAUGGAAUGUGCUUGUAUUUAUUGCUUAUGUGCAUAUCUUGAAGGAAAUGAGAAUUGUAAUCUUCUUUAUGUUUAAGUAUCUUCAACAUUCUUUCGUGAUCGAUAUCGAUGAGCACUCUGCAUCUGGAUCUUGUUGCACAAGAUAGGAAAGGGUCCAAACUGCAAAAGCAAUAAGGGCCACCAAGUAUUGUACAGACAGCAACAUGACU
Messenger RNA from Asparagus officinalis (garden asparagus), 2689 nucleotides. Its product is annotated as myosin-binding protein 1-like. Gene Ontology annotation, molecular function: myosin binding. Bases 193 to 2457 code for a protein of 754 amino acids. NCBI's taxonomy places the organism in Eukaryota, Viridiplantae, Streptophyta, Magnoliopsida, Asparagales, Asparagaceae. The record is from RefSeq and is a predicted model, not a curated record. The transcript is spliced from 5 exons.